Nomascus leucogenys (northern white-cheeked gibbon) is the source of this 2098-nucleotide messenger RNA. It is a transcript of the gene SLC35B2, whose product is annotated as solute carrier family 35 member B2. The record is from RefSeq and is a predicted model, not a curated record. Gene Ontology annotation, biological process: transmembrane transport. Lineage: Eukaryota; Metazoa; Chordata; Mammalia; Primates; Hylobatidae. Gene Ontology annotation, molecular function: 3'-phosphoadenosine 5'-phosphosulfate transmembrane transporter activity. Gene Ontology annotation, cellular component: Golgi membrane; endoplasmic reticulum membrane.
GGCUCAGCCUCUCUUCCUGGGUUGGAUGCCGGUGGGCAGGGAUUCUGUGAAGGUUUCCAUUUUACCAGUCCCAGAGUUUUGCUGGUUGGUGUGUUUCGUGUCCUCCUCCCAGGGGCACACUGCACCUCCAUCUUUGAGGUGUUUGGGGGAAAUGCUCUUUUCUUUCCUCCUUUUCUCCUCUCCAGCACUGGUACUGAAAGUUCAUGCUGUUAUUUCAAGAUGUCUAGUGCAGAAGAGAGGACUCCUCUUGCCCUAUUCUCUGUGAUUUCUACUGUGCCGUUAUUAGACUUCCUUCCUGCACUGGUGUCUCACAUACUGUAAACGCACUGAUAAAAUUGUGGGGGAGCCAUUCAGCCUUCCCCCAGUACUGCAUGUGAGAGAGUGCUAAGAUGCUGACCCCAUGGCAUUUUGCAGUGGGUACUAGUUCCACCUUGAAUAUCAUGUUGAACUACAGAUACCCAAUUCUGAGGGUUCUUGCCUCCCUGAAUUGGUUUUUCACACACAGUUGAUUCCCUACAAGGUGAAUCCAGACUUAGGAGGGGAGAAGAAACUUCUACAGAGGAACCAAAAAGUGUCUUACCUGACUUGGGGUGUGCUGCAGGAAAGAGUGAUGACCCGCAGCUAUGGGGCCACAGCCACAUCACCGGGUGAGCGCUUUACGGACUCGCAGUUCCUGGUGCUAAUGAACCGAGUGCUGGCACUGAUGGUGGCUGGCCUCUCCUGUGUUCUCUGCAAGCAGCCCCGGCAUGGGGCACCCAUGUACCGGUACUCCUUUGCGAGCCUGUCCAAUGUGCUUAGCAGCUGGUGCCAAUACGAAGCUCUUAAGUUCGUCAGCUUCCCCACCCAGGUGCUGGCCAAGGCCUCUAAGGUGAUCCCUGUCAUGCUGAUGGGAAAGCUUGUGUCUCGGCGCAGCUACGAACACUGGGAGUACCUGACAGCCACCCUCAUCUCCAUUGGGGUCAGCAUGUUUCUGCUAUCCAGCGGACCAGAGCCCCGCAGCUCCCCAGCCACCACACUCUCAGGCCUCAUCUUAUUGGCAGGUUAUAUUGCUUUUGACAGCUUCACCUCAAACUGGCAGGAUGCCCUGUUUGCCUAUAAGAUGUCAUCGGUGCAGAUGAUGUUUGGGGUCAAUUUCUUCUCCUGCCUCUUCACAGUAGGCUCACUGCUAGAACAGGGGGCCCUCCUGGAGGGAACCCGCUUCAUGGGGCGACACAGUGAGUUUGCUGCCCAUGCCCUGCUACUCUCCAUCUGCUCCGCAUGUGGCCAGCUCUUCAUCUUUUACACCAUUGGGCAGUUUGGGGCUGCUGUCUUCACCAUCAUCAUGACCCUCCGCCAGGCCUUUGCCAUCCUUCUUUCCUGCCUUCUCUACGGCCACACUGUCACUGUGGUGGGAGGGCUGGGGGUGGCUGUGGUCUUUGCUGCCCUCCUGCUCAGAGUCUACGCACGGGGCCGUCUAAAGCAACGGGGAAAGAAGGCUGUGCCUGUUGAGUCUCCUGUGCAGAAGGUUUGAGGGUGGAGAGGGCCUGAGGGGUGAAGUGAAAUAGGACCCUCUCAGCAUCCCCUUCUACUGUAAACUCUGAAGGAGCUGGCUCAAAGGGCAAAAUGCAGGUGUUUUCUCAGUAUCACAGACCAGCUCUGCAGCAGGGGGUGGGGUAGCCCAGGAGGCAGCCUUCCCUUUUGCCUUAAGUCAUCCAUCUUCUCCAGUAAGCAGUUUAUCCCGAGCCCCAGGGUAGACAGUCCUCAGUGAGGGGUUUGGGGGUCAAGAGGGCAUAGGUAGGUUCCACAGUUCCCCCUCCCACAAGUUCCCUUAAGUCUUGCCCUAGCUGUGCUCUGCCACCUUCCAGACUCCGUAAUACCUGCAUUUCUUACCCUGGUGAGAAAAGCACAAGCGGUGUAGGCUCCAAUGCUGCUUUCCCAGGAGGGUGAAGUGAAGAUGGUGCUGUGCUGAGGAAAGGGGACGCAGAGCCCUGUCCAGCACCACCACCUCCUAUGUCCUGGAUCCCUAGGCUCUGUUCCAUGAGCCCGUUGCAGGUUUUGGUACUUUAGAAAUGUAACUUUUUGCUCUUAUAAUUUUAUUUUAUUAAAUUAAAUUACUGCA